Peromyscus leucopus (white-footed mouse) is the source of this 3127-nucleotide messenger RNA. RefSeq names its product docking protein 4 (gene Dok4). NCBI's taxonomy places the organism in Eukaryota, Metazoa, Chordata, Mammalia, Rodentia, Cricetidae. The record is from RefSeq and is a predicted model, not a curated record. Gene Ontology annotation, biological process: cell surface receptor protein tyrosine kinase signaling pathway; positive regulation of MAPK cascade. Gene Ontology annotation, cellular component: cytoplasm. The transcript has 8 exons. Bases 929 to 1867 code for a protein of 312 amino acids.
AGUGCAUGCUCCCUGGGGUUGUGUGAGUGUGUAUCCUGUAACCAGGCAACCAGGGUGCUGGGGGAGGGGGGCAGGCCUCUACUCCCAGGUCGCUGCCUGCUGGGGGUGGGGGCGCUUAGGCAGCUCCCACCCAUUCAUUUAUCUAUCCAUUCACCCGUCUGUCCAUCUUCCUGUCCACCCUGUCCUUCACAUGGCCACGCACCUGCUCGGUAAUUGCACGCAGGUAUAAGCAAGGAGUGGGAGAAUAUGGCAUACUCGGUCUCUGCUUUAAAAAGGCUCAAGUGAACAGAGCAGGGGUGAGCUAGGGACGGGUGCAGAUCAGAUACACUUCCCAGGGUCCCAGACAGGAGCCUGAAGUGGCCCAGCUUCAGGGAGUUCCAGGGAGAGGGGCUGUCUAGGUCCAUUUUGCUCUGUGACCUGCCUGCCAAAAGCCUGGUGCUGUACCUAUGGCAGAGGAGGCAGCUGAGCUGGCGGCCAGCCCUUGGGACUGUGGCCCAGUGGCCUCCUCCCUGCCCUCCUCAGCCCAGGCCCCUUCAGGAGCCUCUUAUUUGCAAUGACAGUGGUACAGGGAUGUCCGGGGAACAGGCCUGCCAGGCUUGACGCCUGCUGGCAGGAGCUGGUAAAUCCAUCACCGACUGGCUAAAGAGAGCCUGCCUGCGGUGGGAGGGAGGCGCCCUGUAAGAAGAGUUGAUGGGCAGUUGAUAGAGGUGCUGGGACAACCUUUCAUGGUGUCUCUAGGCCAGCUUGUCUCUGGAGAAGUUCCCUCCUUAGGAGUUUCUGAAGCUCUGGAGACUCUCAGUGGCCUAGCUAGCGCACAGGGCAUUAGUGGUGAGGACAGGCAAGAGACUGCCCAGGGAAGGUACUGCGCUGUGUGGGCACAGCUGGUUCUAAGCUCUGUCCCCUUACCCUCUGUAGGCCUCUGGUCCCCAUGGGAACCCCCUGUGGUACACUGUUGAUCUACCGGAGGUGCUGGCUGGUGUUCCGGAAAUCGUCCAGCAAGGGGCCCCAGCGGCUGGAGAAGUAUCCUGAUGAGAAGUCAGUGUGCCUCCGAGGCUGCCCCAAGGUGACCGAGAUCAGCAACGUCAAGUGUGUCACACGGCUCCCCAAGGAAACCAAGAGGCAGGCGGUGGCUAUCAUAUUCACGGACGACUCGGCUCGCACCUUCACCUGUGACUCAGAGCUGGAGGCAGAAGAGUGGUACAAGACACUGUCAGUGGAAUGUCUGGGGUCACGGCUCAACGACAUCAGUCUGGGAGAGCCCGACCUCCUGGCCCCGGGAGUACAGUGUGAGCAGACAGAUCGCUUCAAUGUCUUCCUGCUGCCCUGCCCCAACCUGGACGUAUAUGGCGAGUGCAAGCUGCAGAUCACCCACGAGAACAUUUACCUCUGGGAUAUACACAACCCCCGCGUGAAGCUCGUCUCGUGGCCCCUCUGCUCCUUGCGCCGCUAUGGCCGAGAUGCCACACGUUUUACCUUUGAGGCGGGCAGAAUGUGUGACGCUGGGGAAGGCCUCUACACCUUCCAGACACAGGAGGGGGAGCAGAUCUACCAACGGGUUCACAGCGCCACCCUGGCCAUCGCUGAGCAGCAUAAACGGGUCCUGCUGGAAAUGGAGAAGAACGUGAGGCUGCUGAACAAGGGCACCGAACACUACUCAUAUCCCUGCACACCCACCACAAUGUUGCCCCGUAGCGCGUACUGGCACCAUAUCACAGGUUCUCAGAACAUUGCCGAAGCCUCCAGCUAUGGUGAAGGGUAUGGGGCAGCCCAGGCCAGCUCAGAAACAGACCUCCUGAACAGAUUCAUCCUGCUUAAGCCACAGCCCAGCCAAGAGGACAGCAGUGAGACCAAGGGCCCUUCCCAGUGACAGCAGGACUGGUGGGUGCUGAUGACUGCUGGGCCACCUGUGGGAAGGCCAACUGCAGCAGCCCGUGGACAGCAUUCCGGAGCUGCUGGCCAAGAGCCUGAAGAGAGCAAGCCGUCCCUCCUUGCCCUCAAGGGUGAGGCUGGACCUCAGCACAUGGCUGGCCACACCACCUGAGCAUGAGGGGCUGGAGCCACCGUGGGACUAUAUACUGUUAAUGGUUUGAAUAUAUAUGGCUUAUGACAUAUUCUGUAUUAAUGAGGCUUCCCUUUAUCCCUCCCCAACACAUACCCAUUUCUAAUUCCAUGACCAGGCAUGGUCAAGGCUGUCUGAGUAUGAGGGCAGCCAUUCCUGUCCUCAGUGAUACAGCUCUCCUGCUGCCAAGACUGUUGGAGCUGCCAGGGUCAGAGUAGGGGACAAUCAGACCGGUGCUGUCUGUGGGCUCUUCCUCAGAAGCCUAAGGGCCAAGGUAGCAGGUAGCUUCUGUCCUCUGGGCCAGCAGUGACACAGGAAGGACCCAAACUUUGCUGUACCACGUGGUAGCCUUGCACUUAGGAGUUUUAAGCAGAGGUGGCAUCUGGUUUUAAAAUGCACUUUCUGCACUGGCUCCUUCCUGCUCAGUAGGCUGAAGAUGUCUUCAGGCAGGGCGCCCAUCACCUCAGCAGUAGAGGAUGGCUAGGGCCAGCCCAGAAGGCUGCAGCAGGACUACUGUGGGGAGCACCUUGCUGCCCCUUUUACUGAGCGGGGGUACAGUGCUCCAGCAAGGGGAGUCCCUUGCCCUGGGCCAGCCACCCCAGGCCAGAUUCCAAAACCAAGACCUUCCCAUCUCCCCACAAGGUGCUGAGCUCCCUGCUGAAACGCAAUUAAAGCAAUUGAUUUUCUAGUGCUGGUAUUUAUUGACUACCGUGCAGAAGGGCUAUCUUUCUAUUCACAUCAAACCUUUGGUUGCGUGUUUCUGUUUUUUUAAUACUUUAGGGUUCUGAUUUGUGGGAACAGACCUUGUAAAUAACCACUGUUGACAUUUGUGGCAGGAUGAUAAGGAGGCCCCCUCCCAGAGGUGCCCUAGAGCCAGGGAGAUGGCAUGGCCAGCCCAGCUCUGACUGACCCAGGCCAUGACCACCCAGAGACAGUCAGCUAGUCUGUAGAAGAAAUGGGCCCAAACCCUCAGGAGGGAAAGAGCUGGCUCAGCCAGCAGCACGAUGACGCAUGAAGGAGAUUAUGUUGUGCUCUUUAUUGCCAAAAAUAAAAACUUGUAAAAAGACA